Cyprinodon tularosa is the source of this 2735-nucleotide messenger RNA. RefSeq names its product PRP3 pre-mRNA processing factor 3 homolog (yeast) (gene prpf3). Gene Ontology annotation, cellular component: U4/U6 x U5 tri-snRNP complex. The coding region runs from base 183 to 2270 and encodes 695 amino acids. Gene Ontology annotation, biological process: mRNA splicing, via spliceosome. The record is from RefSeq and is a predicted model, not a curated record. The transcript has 17 exons. Lineage: Eukaryota; Metazoa; Chordata; Actinopteri; Cyprinodontiformes; Cyprinodontidae.
CAAUUUCCUGUUCCGGGUCCCGUAACAGAAACGUCGCGUGAACGGCGCGGCUAAACGUAAAGUUUUAUAGGAAAACUUAAACGUUUUUGCAUUUUAAACACCUAAAAUCUGUUCUUCUUUAUCCAGUUUGUACAACAUACGUGUAUCCGGAGGUCUAUCUUCAAAUACGAAAGUAUUAGAGGAUGUCUCUGCCAAAGCGGGAGGUGGAGGAACUGAGACCCUGGGUGGAGCGCACUGUGAAGAAGGUCCUGGGUUUCUCUGAGCCCACAGUGGUCACCGCAGCUUUACACUGCGUGGGGAAGGGGCUGGAUAAAAAGAAAACCAUAGACCAGCUGCGUCCGUUCCUCGAUGACUCUGCAGGAGGGUUUGUAGAGCGUCUGUUCGAAGCCCUUGAGGAAAGCCGUAGCAGCCGGGGCAGCAAGGGUGGAGGUGAAAAGAACCGGAAGAGAGAACUUAAGGAUGUCUUUGGAGAGGAGGCAGAGAAGGGGGCACUGAAGGCAGCUAAAGAUACAGGAGAUGGAACAUCAGUCAAGAGAAAACGAGUCCCACGCUUCCAGGAGGUGGAGGAGCCUGAGGUUGUUCCUGGAACGCCAUCUGAAAGCCCUGCUAUGCUCACCAAAAUGCAGAUCAAACAGAUGAUGGAAGCAGCCACUAAACAGAUUGAAGAAAGGAAGAAACAGCUGAGCUUUCCAUCACCAGCCCCAUCUGCAACAGCAGAUGUGUCCCGGCUUCCUGGUAAUCCUGCUAGUGGAGGAGCCUCAUCAAUCGCCCCCUCUCAGGCUGCCAGCUUUAUGAAUGAUGCGAUAGAAAAAGCCCGCAAAGCAGCUGAGCUACAGGCCCGGAUCCAGUCUCAAUUGGCUAUGAAACCUGGUAUCCUAGGCACUUUGGGAAACGCAGGCCCUCCAAACUUUGUCACCCUUGCCAACCUGCACGCGAUGGGAAUUGCACCACCGAAAGUUGAAGCAAAGGAGGUGAACAAACCAACACCUCUGAUUCUGGAUGACAAAGGCAGAACUGUUGAUGCUACAGGAAAAGAGAUUGAACUCACACACCGUAUGCCCACCCUCAAAGCUAACAUACGGGCUGUAAAGAGGGAGCAGUUUCGCCAGCAGCUGAAGGAGAAGCCUGGAGAUGACAUAGAGUCUACAUCCUACUUUGACCAGCGUGUACCAAUAACACCCGCUCAGCGAGCUCGCAGGGGCUUCAAAUUCCACGAACCGGGCCGCUUUGAGAAGAUUGCUCAGAGAGUUCGAACCAAGGCUCAGCUGGAGAGGCUGCAGAAUGAAAUUGCUCAGGCUGCAAAGAAAACAGGAAUUCAAGCGUCCACCAAGCUGGCACUGAUUGCUCCGAAAAAAGAGAUUGGAGAAGGGGAGGUUCCUCAUAUUGAGUGGUGGGACUCGUUCAUAUUACCAUCCAACACGGCCAUAAAUCCGGACUCAAAAUUUGAAGAGUUUGACCUUUUUGGUGUAACAAACUUAGUAGAACAUCCCGCUCAAAUUAGUCCACCAGUUGACACAGACAAACCAGUAACAUUAGGAGUGUACCUUACAAAGAAGGAACAGAAGAAACUUAGGAGACAAACACGGAGAGAAGGACAAAAGGAAGUUCAGGAAAAGGUUCGCCUUGGACUGAUGCCUCCACCAGAACCAAAAGUACGUAUCUCUAAUCUGAUGCGAGUCUUGGGGACGGAGGCUGUUCAGGAUCCCACUAAAGUAGAAGCACACGUGAGGGCGCAGAUGGCCAAGAGACAAAAAGCUCAUGAAGAGGCCAAUGCAGCUCGUAAGCUGACAGCAGAGCAGAGGAAAGAAAAGAAGGUUAAGAAGUUAAAAGAAGACCUUACUAAUGGUGUUCAUGUUUCAGUGUACAGGAUCCGUAACCUGCAAAAUCCAGCAAAGAAAUUUAAAGUGGAGGCAAACGCCAACCAGCUGUACCUGACGGGCACAGUGGUUCUGCACAGAGACGUCAAUCUAGUUGUAGUGGAGGGAGGCCCUAAAGCCCAGAAAAAGUUCAAGAGGCUGAUGAUGCACAGAAUUAAAUGGGAGGAACACAACAGUAAAAGAGAUGAUCCAGAUGGCGAUGAUGAUACCAGGAGAAACAACAAGUGUUGGCUUAUUUGGGAGGGGACGGCUAAGGAGCGGAGCUUUGGAGAGAUGAAGUUCAAGCAGUGCCCCACUGAGAACAUGGCUCGAGAGCACUUCAAGAAGCACGGCACAGAACACUACUGGGACUUAGCGCUGAGCCAGAGUGUGUUGGAAGGCACAGAUGACUGAAACAAACCAGUGGAGUGGUUGAUUUAGUCAGUGACUACCAGCGUCAAGCCUGCAGAUCGCCUGCCUAAAAGCCAGCCGCCCCAUCUGCUGGUUACUGGAUGGACAUAGGCUUCACUAAGACACUUGAACAUAAAAAAGGAGCGACAACGAACAUGUGCGAGUCAUUUCUUCUGCUUUUUUUUUUUUGUGAGAAUGGUAUGGAUACAGGUGUGUGUAGAUAAGUAUGUGUAUAAAUCUGCAGCGUCUUGCUCACAAAGGCUUUUUCUGUCUGACUUUAAUUUUUUUUUUUUUGUGGACGGAUUGCCCAGUUCAAUAUAACAACUUUUCAAAGGCAUAAUGUGGUGAGGAGAUCUGUUUACUAUGACUGAUAAUUUUGUGAUUAAGAUGUAAACUUGUCUCAAUCCAUUUAAACUGAAAGAGUUUAGAACCCCCCCCUUAUUAGAAACAACUAUCACAGGUUUUGUG